AUGCGUUACUCAACCACCGCGAUUGUUUUGGCUGCCAUGUCCAUUGGCGAAGCUGUAGCUGGACCUACUCACGUCCACCGACACCGACAUGAGAAGAAGUCCGCCAACGUUGAUUGGGAGGCAUUGGACUGGGCCGACAUGGGCAUCAAUUGGUCAUCCGCUUAUGAAGCAGGCCUCGCCGUCAAGACUGCUGCUAAUGCUGCCGCCUCCGCCGGCUCUAACUCUCUUCUCGACGCUAUGGCCGAUCUCGAAGGAAACCAGGUCGCCGCACAGACUACUUCCGCACCAUCAGCUGCCAGUACCACUGCCGCCAGCUCCUCUUUCAAGACAAGCGUUUCAUCUUCCAGCAGCUCCUCGUCCAGCAGCAGCUCUUCAUCUAGGACAAGCACCUCCGCUCCUUCCGCUACCCCAACUUCGUCUCUCCUCGACGACUUUGAAAAUUCCAUUGAAGAACUCUUCGAUGGAUUGGUUGGAGCUUCUAACCACCGCACAAGUUUCGGAGGAGUUGUAGCUGCUGCUGGAGGAACCACCGAUUUCUACUACGGAAACUAUGGUAGUCCAUAUGGAGCCAAUGUGAUCAAGGCCGAUCCAUCGGCAAGCUACUCCUACACUGCCAAGUUUGUUAACACACAAAGUUUCAACAUAACCGUUAAUCUUUGGAACAAAGUCGGUGCUGACUUGCAACCGCUCUCCGGGUCUGCGCUUGCACCAAGAAACACCACGCUCACCAUCGUCAUCCCAGCUGGUGGUUCUCAAACCGUGGCUUUUGAUGAGGACUCGCAAGUCGCUUGGGCUCAGGCCUGCAGUAAAACCACCGCAUCAGGUGCCUAUGACACCACAUGGGGUGAGGCCCAAUUUUUGAAGACCGGUUCUGGAUACGACAUGUCUGCCAUCAUGAACUCAGCUGGCAACAACUACAACAUGACCAUCACCAGUGAGGAGGCUCCUCUGUGCACUAGUGACCCGACCCAAAACUAUUGGUUAACUGCCACUGAGCCAAUCGGUAACAGUGAUGGCAGCUGCUACAUUUCACAAAGCACUGCCCACUUGACAGUUAUCAUGGGCGGAACCAUGUAA
Molecule: messenger RNA, 1077 nt
Organism: Sclerotinia sclerotiorum 1980 UF-70
Lineage: Eukaryota; Fungi; Ascomycota; Leotiomycetes; Helotiales; Sclerotiniaceae
Exons: 2
Coding region: 1-1077 (358 amino acids)
Cellular component (GO): extracellular region
Molecular function (GO): IgE binding
Source: RefSeq, a predicted model, not a curated record